Penicillium alfredii is the source of this 1344-nucleotide messenger RNA. RefSeq names its product ERMES complex subunit MDM12 (gene mdm12). Bases 1 to 1344 code for a protein of 447 amino acids. The record is from RefSeq and is a predicted model, not a curated record. Gene Ontology annotation, biological process: mitochondrion organization; phospholipid transport. The transcript has a single exon. Gene Ontology annotation, cellular component: ERMES complex. Gene Ontology annotation, molecular function: lipid binding. NCBI's taxonomy places the organism in Eukaryota, Fungi, Ascomycota, Eurotiomycetes, Eurotiales, Aspergillaceae.
AUGUCCAUCGAAGUCGACUGGGCAACUGCCACCUCUGGUCCAGACGGGGAAGCUCUGGCGGAAAGGAUCCGGUCGUUCGUCCACGACAAGUUUCAGCAAGUGGCCCUGCCGCGCUUCAUCCGCUCAGUCCAGGUCCACUCCUUCGACUUCGGGACGAUUGCCCCCGACUUGGAGAUCAAGGAUUUCUGUGAACCCUUCUCGGAUUUCUAUGAAGAGGACGACGACGAUGCCGACACCUCAGUUACAUCUGAGGAGCUCAUGUCCGAGCACGGGCAUACAUGGUCCAGCCAUUCGGAACUCCACGAGUCCCCGUUCGAAGACGAUGUGCCGCUGAAUCACCCUUCCCAUGGCCCUCGCCACUUCGGCCAUCGCCCCUAUGCCGUCGAGGAAUUCCAGCCCUCUGCUUUACGAUCCGCGCUACCCCUCGGAGACCAUCUGAAUCCACAUUUCAUGCCCCGCGCCGGCACUCCGGGCAUCCCCGGCGGCACCUCCACGCUCGGCUACCACUUGAUGUCACUGGGCGGCCUUUCGGGCACCCAGACACCUCUCGCCGCGGUCGCAGGCGGAACCCCGUUCGCGAGCGGGUGGUCUGACUCGGGACUGGGCCCGGGUGGACAACCACGCAUGCCCCGUCCAGCGGCGACGCAACCGCCCCGCGCCGACGCAGACCUAGACACCACCAAUUCGGCCUCGCGCCCGUCCACAGCCAACACCAUCCCCUCCCAUCCGUCCCUCGGCCAGCCCGGCAGCAACGGAUCGAACCGAAACAGCGGCGACCCGGCCGACACACCACAACAAUCAAUCGAGCCGCUCGACGACCCCUCCGCCCCAGGACAAACCUUGCCCACCCAACCUCGCAUGCGCGAGCGCCGCCCAGAAGACUUCCAGGUGCUGUGCCAUGCCAAGUACGCCGGCGACGUGCGCAUGUCGCUGACCGCCGAAAUCCUACUCGACUACCCGAUGCCCAGCUUCGUGGGGCUGCCACUGAAACUCAAUGUCACGGGCAUCACCUUUGACGGCGUCGCUGUCGUCGCCUACAUCCGCAAGCACGUCCACUUUUGCUUUCUGUCAGCCGAGGAUGCCGAUGCCCUGCUUGGCUCCGAGGCAAAGGACCAGGGGAGUCGGAAUCCCAGCGACGACGGGCGGCCGCGGUCCGGAAGCGACCAGAAGCGGCAGGGCGGUCUCUUGCAGGAGAUUCGUGUUGAUAGCGAGAUCGGUCGCAAGGAAGAUGGGAAGCAAGUCUUGAAGAAUGUCGGCAAGGUGGAGCGCUUUGUGCUGGCGCAGGUGCGGCGCAUCUUUGAGGAAGAACUGGUUUACCCCAGCUUCUGGACAUUUUUGGUUUGA